AUUCAAGUAGUCGCCAAGGUUUGUUAUAUGAAGUUCUACAGUCAAUUACGAGAAUCGUUCAGCAGGGGAGGCAAAUACAUUUUUUAUGGGUUCCAGCUCAUGUAGGGGUGAAGGGAAAUGAGAAAGCCGAUAAGAUGGCGAAGAAGGCAUUGGAGAAGGAAAAAGUAGAAAUGAAUAUCAGUUUAAGUAAGGCAGAAGUUAAAAGCCUGAUAUGGGAAAAAGUUAACAAAAUGUGGCAAGACAAAUGGGACAGUGAGGAGAAAGGGAGAUAUAAUAUUAAAAAAAGUGUUAAUGUUAAAAUAAGGUAUAGUGGUCAGAGGAAGGAUGAACACAUUUUGAUAAGGUUAAGGUUGGGGCACAGUGCACUAAAUAAAACAAUGAAUUUGAUAGGAAAACACCCCACUGGAUUAUGUGAGGGGUGCCAGGUAGAGGAGACAGUGGAACAUGUUUUAAUGUACUGUAGUGGUUAUGGGAUGGAGAGGGAAAGUAUGAAAAAUCAAUUGAGAGGAUUGGGUAUGCAGGAGUAUACUUUGGAAAAUAUUUUAAGAUUAAUGAAGAGGAAUUGUAUAAAAGUAUUGUUUGGCUUUUUGAGAGAAACAGGGUUAGGAUAGUAGAAAGAAGGUGUCAAUGAGUGAGUGUUUGGAUAUUUUUGUUUUGAUUCAUUAACUGGAUCAGAAGAGGGCGGUAAUGCACCAAGUUGUGGAUGCCAACCGCCGUAAAACCCCAAGAAGAAGAAGACAGUGACGUGACUUCCGCCUCCACCGACAUGCUGGUUUUUGUUUCCCAUGCUUUGAAAAGGAUCAUUUAGUUCUGCAGCUCUUCCUCCUGACUUUAUUCCAAAUACGAAGUGCCCCUUGGACGACAUUAAGUCCAUUCUGUAUAUUAGAUAAGCCAUGGCUAAGGACAUGCCCAACGGGAGCGGAACCAAGGGGUCGGAUGAAGCGGAGUCUGUAAAGAGAAAAAAGGACCGCAAACUGGAAAAGAAGAGCAAGAAGAUGAAGCUGGAGCAGGAGUCUGAACAGGAGGUUCCUGAAUUAUUGGUAAAGCAAAAAAAGCACAAAAAACCCAAGAAGAACUCCAGGGAGGAGGAGGAGGAGAAGGAGGCACCACAAGAGGUUACAGAGCCCGCCCAGGAGGGGGAGGAGCCGAACCCCGAGGAGCGCCGGGUUCUCGAGAGGAAACUCAAGAAGAUCCGGAGGAAGGAAGAGAAGGCCCAGCUGAAGGCCGAGGGGAAGACGGUGGAGAAGGUGGCCCCGGAGAAGGUGCUGCCGUCACGACAGAACUUGGACUACCUCACGUGCUGGAAUGAGAACCGCGCCGCGUGGAAGUUCCAGAAGCACAGGCAGACGUGGUUACUGCAGCAGAUGUACGACUCUGAGAAGGUCCCUGACGAGAGCUUCCCGGUGCUGCUGCUGUACAUCGAGGGUCUGCGUGGCGCCGCCCGGGACCUGACGGUGCAGAAGGCGGAGGCCCUGGUCAAGAGCCUCGGGGACGGGCCCUGGGACCCGGAGCAGCAGCAGAAGAUGCAGAGAGCCAGAGAGGUGCUCCAGCUGCUGUCCUGAUCCGCCGCCCGGACCCCCCCAGGGUGGACCCCCAUCAGGGGGGAGACCCCCCCCACGGUGGACCCCCCCCCCCAGGGUGGAGCCCUCACUUCCCUAGGGGGCUCUGUCUGCCAUGUGACUAUCCAUUUUUAUAUUUUGAUGUGGGCACGGUUUCUUGUAACAUAUCAACUCUAUCUGUAUUUCUGACCUAGACGUCCAUUAUUGAUCACAAAGCCUUUGUUUUUACAGAGGUAUGGAUGAAUCUGUUAUCUGUAGGGUCGGCUCCUAUGGGCUACAGGGAGGGACAGACAGACCCGCUGUGGUCCCGUUCAGUCUAAUGUCUUACAGAGGGUCGCCUUCUGGAACAAAUAAACAUCAUUAACUAAAUUGCA
This is a messenger RNA of Gadus morhua (Atlantic cod), 1933 nucleotides long. It is a transcript of the gene chlsn, whose product is annotated as cholesin. NCBI's taxonomy places the organism in Eukaryota, Metazoa, Chordata, Actinopteri, Gadiformes, Gadidae. The transcript is spliced from 6 exons. The coding region runs from base 894 to 1562 and encodes 222 amino acids. The record is from RefSeq and is a predicted model, not a curated record.